This is a messenger RNA of Zingiber officinale, 621 nucleotides long. RefSeq lists its product as uncharacterized. Lineage: Eukaryota; Viridiplantae; Streptophyta; Magnoliopsida; Zingiberales; Zingiberaceae. The record is from RefSeq and is a predicted model, not a curated record. The coding region runs from base 1 to 621 and encodes 206 amino acids. The transcript has 2 exons.
AUGGAAGACUAUGAGGUAACAGAAAUUAAAGAUCUAAUCACUCAUUUUGCUUCAUUUUCAGAUUACGAUCUUAUAACUUUUCAAAGUAUCGUCAAAGAUGCAAAAUGGCAUAAGACAAUGGAUGAUGAAAUUGAAGCCAUUGAAAGAAAUGAAAUAGUGCAAUCAGCUAAUGAAAUUUUUAUUUCUCAAAAGAAGUAUGCGCAAGAAAUUUUGGACAGAUUUCAGCUAAAGGUUUGCAAUCCUGUAAGCACUCUAACUGAGUUUGGCUUGAAGCUAAACCAAGAUUAUGAAGGGAAGAAGGUGGACAAUUCAAUUUACAAGCAAAUUGUUGACAGUUUGAUGUAUUUAACACUGACAAUGUCAGACAUAAUGUGUUCUAUAAGUUUAAUAAGUAGAUAUAUGGAAAAUCUAACAGAAAUAGAUUUGUUAGUUAUCAAGAGAAUCCUUCGUUACUUACAAGGAACUAAAGAUUUUGAGUUAUUCUACAAGAAAGGUGAAAAGUUAGAGUUGUUCAGGUUUAUUAACAAUGAUUAUACAGGAGAUCAAGAUGAUAGAAGGAGCACUUCAGGUUAUGCUUUUAUAUUGGGCACAGGGGCUAGGGGUGAGCAAAAGUUCGGUUAA